Molecule: messenger RNA, 888 nt
Organism: Aspergillus aculeatinus CBS 121060
Lineage: Eukaryota; Fungi; Ascomycota; Eurotiomycetes; Eurotiales; Aspergillaceae
Product: adenylate kinase family protein
Exons: 5
Coding region: 1-888 (295 amino acids)
Source: RefSeq, a predicted model, not a curated record
AUGAGCCCCCCCGAGAUGAACCAGCAGAUCGAGCUGCCAAUCCGCCUGAAGCCGGCACUUACUCGAAGCGUUGCUUGCCAAAAUCAUCGACAUCUCGCGAGUGCCGGAAUCUUGCAUCACCACGAAUAUCGCUACGAGCGGAUCCUUCACAUUCAAGAUAAAUCCCUUCCCAGCGUCGGACUUCUGGCCAUGAGACCCCGUCACAGACCCACGGAAGAGCUGCCCCCGGCCGAUCUAUCCAGCGCCGUCGUGUUCGUUGUCACAGGAGCGCCCGGCGCCGGCAAGACCACCGUCGCCGUCGACCUGGCCAAGGACGAAGAGCUCGGCUACCUGGAAGUCGACGCCCUCGUCGAGCAAGAGGAGCGCAGGCUGGGGUUCCGUCUCUCGAAACCGGUCCCCGACGGCGAGGGCGAGCACAAGAUCGUUCCGAACGCCGUGCUCUUCAGCCUCAUCAAGCAGGAGAUCGCGGAGCAGAUGGCCGCCGACGUGUACGAGUUCGUCAUCGACGGCCUCGUCAUGAUGCCGGCAGCGCAUGACUUCUUGGAUCGAUGCUUCAACUUCCAGCACACCCUGCUGCUGCACGCCGACGCCAAGAUCCGCUUCUCCCGCUGGUCGUGUCGGCGCUCGAUGCUGAAUGGGCCUCGCAUCUCCCGUGCACAGUACGACCGUGCCCGCCACAAGUUCUUCCGGAAUUCGCAGCCCUUCCUGGUCGCCGAUAGGGUUUAUCUCUCCGAAGCGCAUCAGGGCCUCACGGAGUCCACACGCAUGUUUGACACGGGUGAAAUGCCUCAAAUGUAUUGGUAUCCCAGCCUUCGUCGCUGCGUUCAACAGGUGCUUAUUCAUCAAGCAGGGAGAUACCUCGAUGCCAUGAUUGAGGCGGAGAAUUGA